Dicrocoelium dendriticum is the source of this 1520-nucleotide messenger RNA. The record is from the annotation of a GenBank genome assembly. NCBI's taxonomy places the organism in Eukaryota, Metazoa, Platyhelminthes, Trematoda, Plagiorchiida, Dicrocoeliidae.
UGCUCAUAAGACAAACACCAUGAAUCCCACCCCGAAUGGACUACUUUGUGCGGAUCUUCUUGUGAUCGUUUGCGCAGCGGCGUUAAAAAGCGUAUGUUUACUUGAACGUCUCUGAUGCACUGCUGUGCAUCCGGUAAGCGAUACCGACGCUUCGCUUCGCGCAACCACCACCAGGAACACGUGUGAUGUCGUCCACCUUAGAUCACUUAAAGAAGUACACAACAGUGGUCGCUGACAGUGGCGACUUUGGAACGAUAAAAGAAUACGAACCAAUCGAUGCAACCACCAAUCCCACAUUAAUUUUAUCGGCUUCCAAGCUUCCCGAAUACUCUCAGUUAAUAGAUAAAGCAGUCAAAUAUGCACAGAAAGAGAAAACUUUAGACGCCCAAAUAGAAACUGCAUUUGACCGUGUGUUUGUUCUGUUUGGCACUGAAAUCUUGAAGAUAAUUCCGGGUCGUGUUUCAACUGAAGUGGAUGCACGCCUUUCUUUUGACAGAGAUCAACAAGUACAGACCGCACGUCGUUUAGUUGCCAUGUACGACGAAAUGGGUGUUUCCAAGGAUCGGGUUUUGAUCAAGUUGAGCUCUACUUGGGAAGGUAUUCAGGCCGGAAACAUCCUGGAAACUAAGCAUGGGAUCCAUUGCAAUCUUACGCUGAUGUUUUCAUUGUGUCAAGCAAUUGCAUGUGCUGAGGCCGGGGUCACUCUGAUUUCACCCUUCGUUGGCCGCGUUCUGGACUGGCAUAACAGCAAACAUGGGGCGAAAACCUACGGACGCUCGGAGGAUCCCGGUGUCAAACUGGUCACUCAAAUCUACAGCUAUUACAAGUCUCAUGGCUAUCACACUUCAAUUAUGGGUGCUUCCUUCCGGAAUGUGGAUCAAAUUCUUGGUCUGGUCGGAUGUGAUUUGCUCACCAUUUCUCCGAGCUUGUUGGCACAAUUGUCUCGCAUGUCCGAAGUUCCUGAAGUCUGUCUCAGCGCCGAACGAGCCAAGGAUUCGAAGACGAACGACGCGCCUAUCCCUUCACCGAUGGAUGAGGCAACUUUCCGUUGGCUGUUGAACGAAGACGAAAUGGCGACCGAUAAACUGUCAGAAGGUGUCAGACGCUUUGCCAGUGACGCCAAUGCAUUGCGCGCAUUAUUAAAAGCGCGUUUGAUGGAGUCGAAGUGAUUAGCCUCUCUCCAAUCUGUUUGGCACUGCAAUUCAUGUGACAAUUUGCAAUUGAGGGAUUUGUUUAUUCCAUUCCUACCCCGCACCAAUCUUUGACAAUUCUAUCGAUCAGCAUUGGGAUUUUUUUAUUUCGAGCUACAUUUGAUCCCCACUUCCCCGAUUUUUCGAUAAUUCUCUUUUGCAGUUUCCCGAGAUUUUGGAUUUUUCUACAUGCUUUUACCGCGUAACUCUUUUCCUGUCAUGCUAUCUCGGAAUUACACUCGUGUCGUGAGAUUUCAUAUACAGUCUUCUCAUUCGCCUCAUGAUACUCAAUUAUGUGUUCUACUUAAAACAAUCUGCUAGACUACCGGA